Molecule: messenger RNA, 17145 nt
Organism: Seminavis robusta
Lineage: Eukaryota; Bacillariophyta; Bacillariophyceae; Naviculales; Naviculaceae
Source: the annotation of a GenBank genome assembly
AUGACUAUGAUGAAGGAAGAAAAAGAAAAAGAUUCGAGCAUCCAAAAGGAAGAAGGAGUAGAUGCUGAUCACGAGAAGAAAUUGGUUCUUUCCUAUCUGAGUCGCAUUGCUGCUGCAGCUCGAGCUUUGACUCGGACAGACAAGGAUGAUAUUCAUCCAACCACGGAAACAGACAACACGGCUGAUGACUGUCAGUCCUAUAUCGAUCAGAUUGCUUGCGACUUGUUGCUGGCUUGUGGAAAAGAUGCCAUGGUAUCCUCGGUUGAUCAUCUGCCUGCCCAACUUCCACCACUAUUGGACCCCCAUCGGGAUUUGCCCUUGGAUCCUUCCCAAAUCAGAACCUGGAAACGAGCCGAUUAUCUACGAAAUCUGCUACGAGCCAUGCCUCCCAUUGCCAUGGAUACAGCUGCUCAAAUCGUUAAUUCCAUCAUUGUUCCCAUGGAAAACAACAGUAAAGCAACAAGCAAGAAUGACAUCAAACACCACAAGGCAGCCUUUUUACUCUUCUCCAUCUGGUUGCCCAUUGCACCUUUUUUGGCACCAAUUGUAUCUGAGUUGUUUGCCUUGUCGACCUUUCCUUGUCCCUUACGAGACAUGACCAACCCAAAAACAACAACUGGUCAAGCACCACAAAAACAAUCUCAAUACAUGUACUACCACUUCUUGCUGGUGCAAGCCACACAAUCCAUUUGCCAGUUCUUUUACAAACGAGGAGAAAUCCACAUGGCACUCUCGUUCUGGAAUUGGAGUCCUGUAUUUGCCAUUAUGAACCACUACUUUGCUCAACAUCCAAAUCCUGGUGUCAAGUCAACAAAUAGUGCCCGUGGCGAGGCAGAUGACGCGAUGGAAAUCGAUGAUGACGACGAAGACGACGAUCAUAGCAUGGACGAUGUGGGAACCCAUAACGAUAAAAACGACAACCAGCAGAAUGAUCUAUUAUUAUUUGACCCCAACAACUUUGACCUUUCCCAGGCCAUUCGAUGGUACAUUGCUCGCAUCGUCACAUACGUACUGCAAUUGACUCCUCUUGCCAAGGGAGAAUACUUGCAAAGACUAAACGUCCGGAAACAAAGGGUUCCAUGGGUCAUUCAUCCAUGGAUCAUUGACCAGGAGGAACAAGAAGCACAGGAACUGCAACUGCAAGGAAAGGCACGACUGUUUGACCAUGAUGGCGUUUUUAACGUUCCAUCAGCCGCUCUGGCACGAACUUUCAUUACACUGCAUCCUUGGCUGGUCCAUGUAGGAAAUGGCAUUGUCUUUUGCAAACAUCAGUCCAUUGCACAUGCAGUUGCUUCAAAAGAACCACUCCAACAAUCGACAACAACAACACCUGUGCUGACCCGCACUGCCACAACUGCCGAAAAUCUAGCCCUGGUGGGAGCCGCCAUGUCCACCCAUCCACAUCCUCCCAUUCUCAUUUGUGGACCACAGGGAUCUGGAAAGAGCAGUCUAGUGCGAGAACUUGCCACCGUUUUUGCUUUGACCAGUAACAACGAUAUCAAUAACUUGUUGGAGUUGCACGUGGAUGAAGAAACCGAUGCCAAGACACUGAUUGGGACGUACACCAUGACGGAUAUUCCCGGUGAGUUUGCUUGGAAGCCCGGAGCACUUACCAUGGCUGUACGAACGGGAAAAUGGGUGCUGGUGGAGGACUUGGAUUCUGUUCCCAUUGAAAUACAGGCGUCAUUGGUGAAACUGUUGGAGGAUCGAGUCUUGCCUUUGGGCAUGAGUGGGGACAAUUCGAUGCAACGGUGUCACCCCAAUUUUCGAAUCUUUGCCACUUUGACUACCACAGCCACAGAUGGUCAUUACAAAAGAAGGGGUGCCAACAAGCGCGUUCUCAAUCCUUCUUUGUGGAGACGAGUAUUUGUCAGGCCGUUGCCCUAUGGAGAGCUUCAAGAAAUUGCUCGAUCGCGAUAUCCUAAUCUACCUCCCACCAUUUCCGAGUCAGCAUUGAAAAUUUUGAAAUCGGUGGAUCGCAGUGGUCGAAAUGAUGACUAUACUGGUGAUCGACAGCAACCGUUCUCCGAACAAAACAACCCGCAACAAUCUACCGCUGCUAGCGCGACUUUGAUGAGUGGUCGUCAACCAUCGGUACGAGACUUCUUCAAGCUGCUGUCGCGAAUAGCCAAUGGAGUUGUCUUUGAACGCGAUACCAAAUAUGCCACAGAAAGCCAAAGGACAUUGUGCAUGGCGGAGAGCGUGGAUAUCUUUUGUGCCGGUAGUCCCCAUCGAGAACAGCGCCGAGACUUCAUUCGAAGCAUCGUCGCACCCAACUGGGGGCUCACCGCCGACUUGGCGCUGGCAUACAUUGAAUACCGCCGACCCGUCGUCGCGCAAGCGGGACGUGAUCUUGUCGAAGUGGGACGUGUCAAGCUACCAGUAGUGGUUGAUGCAAGCCAAACUGCGGAUGGCAAUGAUUUCACGGAAACCAGCUUUUCUUUGAGGAUUAUGGAAUCCAUUGCUGUUGCGGUCAAAGAGAAUGAACCGCUUCUGUUAGUGGGGGAAACCGGCGGGGGCAAAACCAGUGUUGUGCAGCACCUUGCUCAACGAUGUGGGAGAGACCUUGUCGUGCAGAAUCUGAGUCUCCAGACCGAUUCCACUGAUUUGCUUGGAGGGUUUCGUCCGCUGGAACUGCAGCAUGUUGCCCAGAGGGUGUAUUCGUCCUUUGUGGAUAACUUUGUUGCAACUUUUUCACGGAAACAAAACUCUGAUUUUCUCAACUUUGCAUCUUCAGCAUUGAUCAAGAAAAACUGGAAAAAACUCUCGCAGUGCUUCCUAAGGGCAUCGAAAAUGGGUCUUGCAAAAGUCAGGCAACAGGAACACAAGGGGGAAGACAAGGGGAACGCGUCACGCAGAGGAGGCCUGCUGUCCUGGGAAAACUUUUGCGAGACAGCCGAGAGCUUCGAAAGACAGCGGGUUGCUUGCGAUUCGGGGCUCGUUUUCUGCUUCACCGAGGGUGCUCUUGUUGACGCUAUACGUGGAGGGAAAUGGGUAUUGCUUGACGAGAUCAAUCUAGCUUCUUCGGAAAUAUUGCAGCGGCUACUAGGGCUAUUGGACGACAGAGCAGGCAGUCUCACUCUUACCGAAAGGGGCGACAUUGUACCUGUACCGCGUCACCCUGAUUUCCGCCUCUUUGCGGCAAUGAACCCUGCUACAGACGCUGGAAAGAAGGAGCUUCAUCCCAGUAUUCGAUCACGGUUUACCGAGUUAUACGUGGACGAGCUACUUGAUCCAGUUGAGCUUCGUGUUGUUGCGUCGAGAUACUUGCGCUUUGUUCUGCCUGCUGGCGACAAACCUCCCGAGCAUACUGAUACGGUGAUUGCAUCCGUCGAUCUGUAUCUCAAGUGUCGCGCGCUUGCCGAGCAAGUCCUGGUUGAUGGAGCUGGGCACAAACCUCGCUUCACUCUCAGGACUCUAUCGAGGGCGCUGACCGCUGCAAAGAACCUCGUGUCCAUGCAACGUAUCUCAUUGCAACGGGCGCUCGUUGAAGGGUUCGAACUGGCCAUUCAAGGCCCGUUGGAUGCAAACUCCACCAAAGCAGUGCAGCGUGUCCUGAAAGGAGCAUUUGGGGACAAGAUCGGCAAAAACGAGAAGGACCACCCAGGAAGGAGACCUGGUAAAGGAGACUCGUCAGCAUACGUCUUGGUCAAACCAUUCUGGAUCGAGGCUGGCCCGCAUAGGCCGAUUGACUGGGCAGAACCGGAUGCAUCUGGGAAGUGCAAAUUCAUUUUGACCCCUUCUGCAAAGUCCAACGUUCGGAGGUUGGCCCGGGCAAUUGCUUCGGGACCUUGGCCUGUUCUAUUGGAGGGUCCAACUUCAGGCGGAAAGACUACCUUGGUAGAAUACGUAGCAGCGCGUUUAGGACACCAUGUCGUGCGUAUCAACAACCAUGAACAUACAGAUGUCCAAGAGUACACUGGUUCGUUUGCACCAGAUGCCAAUGGCGCCCUCACGUUUCAGGACGGAAUCCUCGUGAGAGCCUUGAAGCGAGGUGACUGGGUUAUUCUUGACGAGCUCAAUCUCGCGCCAAGCGAGGUACUAGAGGCUCUAAACCGCCUCUUGGAUGACAACCGACAACUGUACCUUCCCGAAAUCAACCAAACCAUAACACCACAUCCUAGAUUCCGGUUGUUUGCCACUCAGAAUCCCUGUGGUGCCUAUGGCGGAAGAAAGCCUCUUUCGCGGGCUUUUCGCAAUCGAUUCGUCGAAUUGCAUGUUUCGGAUAUUCCAAACUCGGAAAUGACAACAAUUCUAGAACGGAGGUGUGGCUGCCCUCCUAGUCAUGCAAAGGCUCUUGUCGCAGUUAUGGACAACCUACGUCAACGCCGUAGCAAAAGUGGGGUCUUUCUGGGAAAGGACGGCCUGAUCACACCGCGAGACCUUCUCCGGUGGGCGGAGCGGCAAGCAUCCUCAAAGCUCCAGCUCGCCCAAGAUGGGUACAUGUUGUUGGCCGAGCGAUUGCGCACUGAAGAGGAGAAGAGAGUCGUCAGAGAAGAAAUCGAGAAGCAAAUAAAGUUGAAUCUGGAAGUCGACGACUUCUAUUUUGGCCAACAAUCAGUGGCUCGUUUGAGUCUGGAACGUUUCACAGCAGAGCAGGUUGGGGCUUUCCGAAGGUCGAAAUUGAUGCAGUCCAUUGCCCCUACAAGAUCUCUGCUCAGGUCGCUGACGCUCAUUCAGCGAUGUGUCGAGUAUCGUGAGCCAGUGUUGCUUGUUGGAGACACUGGUUGUGGAAAGACUACGGUCGUGGAGCUCCUGAGCGCCAUGUCAAAUGUAAUUCUUAGAAUCAUCAACUGUCAUGCAACUACUGAAACCUCUGACUUGAUUGGUGGCCUGAGGCCUGUUCGAGGAAGAAACAUCAUUGCUGGGCAAAUUUACAAAAGACUACAAACGUUACUCCUCCGGUGGCCGAACAAAGCUGCGAUCGAGCAAGCAGACAUGCCCUCGUUUCUCAGACACGAGAAUUCCGAUGCCGAUGACUCAGACAUGGACACGACAACUCGAGAUGGCCUGAAGCAACCUGGACUAGACUUGCCAGAGGGAGCCGUUGCCGCAAUGAUGAAGUUGACCAAAGAUUUGAAAGCCAGCCUCAGUACGGAGGGCGACGUGGGCAUUGAAUCUCCUCAGAAGAAACCAAGGUUGUCUGCGGAGAAGACCAGUGGUGGGACCUCCAAAAGAGACGGGGAAGCCUUGCAGUUUCGACGAACCUUUGAUGAACUUGAUGAAUUGUUUCGGCGUCAUUCGGCCCUCUUUGAAUGGGCGGAUGGGCCUGUAGCAGCUGCAAUGAAGUCCGGAGACAUGCUUCUGCUUGAUGAGCUGAGUUUGACAGAAGACGCGGUCCUGGAGCGCCUCAACUCGGUGUUAGAGCCAUCUAGGACCUUGGUGUUGGCUGAAAAGGGCGAAGAUCUCAACAUGGAUUUCGAUUCGGACUCACGGGUAGUCCAGGCAGAUGGCGAGUUUAGAAUCUUUGCUACAAUGAACCCCGGGGGAGACUUUGGGAAACGGGAGCUGAGUCCUGCGUUGAGAAGUCGAUUUACUGAAAUAUGGGUGCCUGCGGUUGACGACAGCCGCGACGUUGAGCUUGUCCUUGCCCGCUGCUUAGCUGCGGCUGACCGUGAGAUCCACACCAAACAGAUACCACAAAAGAUGUUGGAGUACGUCGAAUGGUUCAACACGUCAAUCUGCAAGAAUCCAACGAGCCCAUACCCGGGUCUGUCCUUGUCACUUCGUGAUGUGUUGUCUUGGGCUCACUUUAUCAUCAAAGCGAGAGAAGCCAAUCACGACAUUUGUGUUUGGGAAGCUUAUUGUCACGGCGCAGCUUUGAUGCACUUGGAUGGCAUUCAUGUUGGAACAGGGCUGGGCUUGCACGAGGCCAUUCAGCUGAAGGCGGGUGCUCGGGACUUUCUCGUGACGCAAGUAGAGGCUUCUGCAGAGAUGAACGCCUUUUCAGCAGACGGCUCGAAGCUGCGGUUUGAAACCAAGAUGGGCAUGUUUGGAGUACACCCUUUUUGGAUCCCGACUGGUCGAAGUUUUGUGAGCAAAUCGAGCUUCAAUUUCCAAGCCCCAAAGACGGCCGAGAAUGUACAUCGAGUUUUGCGAGCGAUGCAGGUUUCCAAACCCAUUCUACUGGAAGGUGACCCCGGUGUGGGGAAGACAAGCCUUGUGCUGGCUUUGUCAAAUGCAGCAGGUCACCGUCUGACUCGCAUAAAUCUUUCGGAGCAAACUGAUAUGUCAGACUUGAUUGGUAGCGACCUCCCAGUUCCCGAAAAGACUGUGGAUGGGAAAAUGGAAGCUUCUUUCAAGUGGUGCGAUGGAGUGCUUCUUACAGCAAUCAAGAACGGCGACUGGGUUUUGCUCGAUGAACUCAACCUGGCAUCCCAGUCAGUCCUGGAAGGCCUCAACAGUUGCCUUGACUAUCGCGCAGAAAUCUUUGUUUCGGAGCUUGGGAAAACGUUCCACUGCCCGCCAACCUUCAGGAUCUUUGCAGCUCAAAAUCCAAUGGCCCAGGGAGGAGGGAGAAAAGGAUUGCCACGUUCGUUCCUGAACAGGUUUACAAAGGUCCAUGUUUCGCCCUUGUCGGGUUCCGAUCUUCGAUCUAUUGUUGAAUCCAAGUACCAGAGACUGACUCCCGAGCUCAUUGAUCGCAUGAUCGACUUUAACCAACAGGUGCAUCUCUCUGUGGUUGACGAGCGUCAAUUCGGUGGCGCAGGCAGUCCCUGGGAAUUCAAUUUGCGUGAUGUGUUCCGAUGGGCCGAUCUCGUGACUUCAGAGGAGGGCCCUCUGCCCGACAAACUAGCGAAAUUCGCCAGCUUUAUAUACCUCCAACGAUUUCGCAAUCAGAUUGAUCGCGACAAACUCCGGGUGGUCUAUUCAGAUAUUUUUGGUGCAGAUCUCUUCAUAAAGGCUGAUGUCAAGCUGGAUCUUGACAACACUGUGGUUCGUAUCGGCUGUGCGACUCUAGAGAGAAUCAAAGUAGGAAAGCAGAUGCAGUUUGACCCUUUUCGGAGAGAGCCUGCUUUACUCCAAUCUCUCUCGCAUCCGCUGGAGGCAGUGGCUCGAUGUGUUCAGAUGCAAUGGCCAUGUCUGCUUGUUGGAAAGUCGAGCAGCGGGAAAUCGACAAUUAUCAACGGAUUGGCUGAGCUUUGCAAUGCUCCCUUGAUUCAAGUGUCAUUGUCUCCUUCUUCGGAAGUCAACGAGCUUGUUGGCUGUUUCGAGCAAACUGACGUGAUGGCUAAAGAUCGACAAAUGCUGAAGACUCUCCGUGACAUUGCAUCAGCCUACUGUUUUGAAUUUGCGAAUCGCGAUGGGUAUUCUCAUGAUGUGUGUGAGCUCCUCUAUGAAUUGAACGCAGCCUCCAUAUCCCCGACAUGCCAAAACACGCUUCUCUCUCGCAACGAGCCUUUUCGAGCAAAGGCAGUCGCCUUGGCAGACAAGCUCAGCAAAGCAGCGAUGGCAUAUCCAGAGUUUGGCACAAGGCAUGCUGAUAAGUUGACAGAAGCGGCCAAUCACAUCACUAACGGAUGCUUGGCUCCUGCACAGGAAAGCCAUUUCCAAUGGGUGGAUGGUGUUCUUGCUCGUGCUAUGGCGGAGGGACGCUGGCUUCUCCUGGAGAAUGUGAACUUGUGUCCGGCCUCUGUGUUGGACCGUUUGAACCCAGUGAUGGAGAUAGACGGGGAACUUUUGAUGGCGGAGUGUGGAGUUCAGGAGCACCAAAACGAAGAGAUGCACCAUCGCGUUGUCAAGGCUCACCCCAACUUUCGCGUGUUCCUAUCCAUGGAUCCAGAAAACGGAGAGAUUUCUCGAGCAAUGAGGAAUCGUUGUAUCGAGAUUGCUCUUUUGCCACCUGAAUCAACUUUGUUCCAACCGAACGAGAGGCAAAACGAAGAUGUCCCAAGUGGAGCUGCGUAUAUCGAUUGCCUCGAUUUGUGCUGGAAUUCAGGAUUGCGGUCGUCUACGUUGGCCGAAGGAAUACUUCGAAGUUAUGGCAAGACGUGCAUUGAAGCAGCCUCGAUGGCCGUUGAAGCACCCAGUGCCAACGCUCUGCCGGAAGCAGCACAGUUCACCUCAUCGUUACUCGCACAAGGUUUAACGAGUGAAGCCUCAAUCGCUUGUUUGAAGGGAGUGUUCCCUUUGAAGGAUAUCUGUCUGAAUGACGGUUGGAGCAAGUCUAGCCGCAUGCUGCCAACGCCUUCUUUGAGAUGUGACCAUCUCCCAUUUCCCAACAGGGCAAGGGUUCACCGCGAGGGACGGACUCUGAGGACCUUUGUUGGCCGGCAGCAGCAGCUUCCAAGCCCAGACGAGCUAUUCCCAGGAGCAACUGACGUGUUUGCUCUGUCUACACCGAGCGACCAGUUCACUGACUCCAUGUUGCUUCGGAACUACUUGGUGUUUUUUUACUUGUUGCAAAACGAUCCUGCGGAGACCGACGAGCUACCGAGCUUCUUGCACGGGCACCCCGACUCGCUUGUUGCUUCCUUCAAGUUCAUGGCAGAUUCAUUUGCAGUAGCUAGAUCGAAGUUGAACCCCCGAUUUGGCGCGGGUGUCAACGAAGAUGCCUCGCUCGACGUAGACAUGGUGUCUAGUCUUGCCAGAAUCACACAGAAAUUAUCGGAGCGACUUUGGUUGUCGAGGAUGGAUACCGGGCUGCUUGAACGAAUAACUUUUGCCAAUCUUGGUGUAUUGGAUACAUCCUUUCUCUUCAACAAAGGUUUUUUUGACAGAUCAAAUGUUCCUUGUAAGGUGACACCAGCCAUAUUCCCACUGUUCCAGGCAUUCGACCUGUGGACGGAUCUUGUCACAAGUCGCCUAGCAGAAGCAAACGCAGAAAACCUACAAACAUGGCAUCGCUUCCACGAGUUGUUGACGGAAAGAGACCGACUCUGGAGUUUACUUGCUGGAAGCACUUUUCGAGCAACUCCAAACUCGUUGAUCCCAAUGGACGAAGCUCAAUUCAUUGUGCAAUGGACUUGGUUCAAGAAGCGCAUGACUGCCUUUGACAGAGAGAAUUCGCAGCAUGCAUCCGACUCCACUGACGCGGCUGAGCGUCAAGUGAAGUCCUUCAUUGGCACCAUCGAUGAGACUGUGUUUGGUAGCCAACAACAUGCCAGACAUGCGUCGCCGUCUAUCUGGAGGAAAAUCACCCAUCCCUUGAUACCUUGCUCUGCCGUACAAUGGGAAGCCAUUGAACGUUUGCGGGAAUUGGCUCGGUUGUGCUGUGUACAAGAGCUACCCAACGAUGAGAGCAACAUGGUGGAGCUUCGCGACCUCGUCAAAAAUCGUCACCCUGUUCUGGUCUUCUCCCAGAAAGAAAAAAUGGAACUAUUGCUUGCACUCUGCAUGCUUCAUUGGUCAUCUACAGACGAGGCAGCAGGCGAGCUGCGUGUCGCUGCUCCGAGGUUGUCUCCCGACGAAGUCAGCCAAGCUUUCAAGAAGCAGUGGAAGUCUAAAGAGGAAGAAUUCUAUUUCAAGCUCGAAAGCGUCAGAAUUGAUCAAAGUAUCGAAACAGUCGAGAAUUUGCUUGGGGUUGAGGACCUUAAGCAACUAAGCCAAGGCCCGGAGCCUGCACGCGUUGGCUCAGAGUUUGCAGGAGUCUCAGAUCGUGUCUUGUAUGGCUUUGGGCGGUUGCAACUCUCCAGCUGCGCUGCUUCCUUCCUUGUGAUCGAAGAGAUGGCAUUGAUCAGGGCAAUUUGCCGAGCUCUCUUGGAGUCAAGUUCGCUGGACAACUUGUGGGAUGCUGCUGUAGUUCUCGCGGAAAAAGUUCAAUUCUUCAUCGACGAAGCCAUGGCACGUACAUCCUGGCCUGUCUCCGAGCUGCGGCCAUACCAGACUUUUGUUUGGGCAUCCAAGGAGCCCUCUUUCAAGAAAGAUGGCAGCAUUGAACGCUUGAUGACCUGUCUCUUACCGGUCAUGUCAUCGUCGGCGUUGCGGCAUUCGAUGGAGUGGUCAACUGGGCGAAACCCAAUAAUCGAUGCCAGGCUGGAGAUGCCUCUCCUAGUCGACUCUGAGCUGGCUGGUGACGACGUUAGACUACUCUUCGCAAAUCAGGUGACGUCCGAAGAGACUCCCAUGAGUCACAAUUGGAUGCAAACCCAGCAGUUGUUCCAUCUACUGGGAAAGCUAUUCUGGUCGCCUGGCCUCGUGGGCAAGCAAGCAAUAUAUUCCACACCGGAGAACCACAGAGCGAGGGCACUGCAAGCCAGGGAUUUUGCCCAGAUUCUGGCAUCCAGUUCAUUCCAGGCGGAUCGUUCGGACCCAUUCCAUAUCAAUUACGUCGUAGCCGAGACAUUUUUCGCCCUCCGGAAGUGGAUGGCACUUGAUACGAGAGAUGACUCUGUAACCAAAUCCAAUCUUCACAGAAUGCUUCAGGCUGGAGAGUUCAACCGACUUUGGGCAUUGGCUUGCAGCUGCAAGCAUUCACUUUUUCAGGAGCUUCUGAAUCCUGUUGUUGAGCCGUUGCUACGUACACUGGGCAAUGGCUGGAAGGCUGCCACCGAUCCUGAGAGGCGAAAGGAGCAGACCUUGGCAAAAAUAUACACCGGCCUGCUUCGUUUCCACCUGCUUCUUCCAGAAUCUCCGUUGGACCCUGCGCAACGACCUCGGGCCAAGGCGACCUUACUCACGUCGCAGGUUUCGCAGUUACGAGCUCAAGUAGCUGCGGCUCGAUUGAGCUCGGGGUACCGCUACGGAGACUUUUCGCCAAAUGAUCCUUGUAUUCAGAAACUCGAACAUGAAGGGGCCCUGUUGGCCACCAAGAUUUCGUCACAAAAGAAGAAGAUCGUAGAACGAUCGAACCGAGCUCCACCGUUUCUCGAACUCUAUCGAGAGUUACAGGUCUUUGCAACCAAUUUCUGUCGCACGGAGACUGUCUCUGAGCUUAUCAGCCUCGUACAAGACUCGGAAACACCUCACAAGGCUAGAGAGAGAUCGUCUCAUUGGCUGACAAAUGUAUCGACCGGCUGUGAAAGACUGUGUUGCUAUUUUGGCGCUUAUGAGGAUGUCGUUGUUCCUUUGGUUGAUGCGAUUCGACUGAUGCACGAGGGCGUGAAGAAAUUUGUUGAUCUUCGUUUACCCAGAACAAAGGCACUGCCAAAGCAGGCGCCGGCGCUGCAAUUUUUUCUGCGUUUUCCACUGGGAGACACAAUUGACGGCUUCGGUGACUGCCACGAAACGAUGGAGACAGCACGGACAGCCAUCAAAGGUGGUGUUCGCUGCCAUCGCACAAUGGGGUUGGCACUGUUGUCGAGGCUGACAAUUCUCAAACAAUCGCACGGUCAAAACUCAAGAACGACAAAGCUUUGCUCGGCUAUUUUUGACAGUUUGGUGGACCCAGAGAAUGUAGCGAACGAGGAAAUCGAUUCUCGUAGUAGCAGCGAACAAGAAGAACGAAGCUUUCGAGAGCAAUUUCCGGAUCAUUGGAAGGAGUUUCAAGGUCUGCUGGAGCGCACCGAACAAACCAACGAGGAGGAACUUGAAGACGAGUCUUCCACAGAAAACACAGAUUUACGUGCCCCAAUUCCGCCAGAUAUGCUCGAACACCUGUGCUUCAUUCACAGACAGCUGUUUUCUCACGACAAAGCUGUUUCUGAUUCCGACCGGUGUUGGGCACUCAAGCAAUCUUUGACAGCGGCCAAUCAUCUGGUCAACAAGUUUGGCUAUCCACCAUGUGAAGCAGAUGAUCAUGUCGGAGGUGCUGCUCAUGUCAUGGCUCUCUCGCUUGCAGCACCACAAAACAGCAACUGUUUACUGAGAGAAACAGGUUUCGGUGGCGGGGAGGCUACCCCAAUCCACUUCUACUGUGAUCCGAACCCUGCCGAAGUGCUGAGAGCAGCAGAUGUUCUAGACAGACUCGUUUGUCGCAUCACUCAACUCUUGACCGCUUUUCCUGGCAAUGAGCUCCUGGUGGGGCUCAUCAAGGUCGCUGACAGUGUCCGCAAACUUGAUCUGCACUCUAGUCCUAUCGGAAAGGUUAUGACUGGGUUAGAGGUUGUCAUGAAACAAGCGCAAGACUGGGAACAGCAUGCAAGCGACAAAGUCAAAAUCGGCAAACCACUUAGUGACAUCAGUCACCUUGUGGCUCUCUGGCGUAAGCUCGAACUUGAAAGCUGGAAGGACCUACUCCUGAGCCGCGAAGAUCGCUGUUUAAAACGUGCCAGAAAACACUGGUUAAGAAUCUACCAAGUGUUGCGAUCUCGGUUGCCAUUUACCACAAAGAAUUUGAGCCGCGACGAUACGAAUUCUUCAAUCCGAGAGCCACGGGGCAAGAAUUUAGAACUGCAAUGGUCACCUCGCUGGACUUGGAAGGGCAUUGCAAAGUGUGCAAGUCAGUUCUUCAACAUUGUGGUGGAGACGCCCGACUCUGACUUCUUGGAACUUGCAAAGCUGAUGGACACGUUCGUGCUUACGUCCCCGAUCGGAGAAUUCAAGGAGAGGCUUCAGCUCCUGGAAUCGUUUUCAUCUCAGCUUCACCAAGAAGCCAAAUCAUUGAACGAUUCCUUCACCGAACAUAAUCAGUGUGCUCGACUUCUGUCCUCUCUAAGGCUUUUCUACGAGCAGUUCCUUCCGUUGGCAACCUCCAAGUUAGAGGAACAGAGAGCCCCAGUGGAAACCAAAUUGCGAGAUCAAAUGAAGCUUGCAAAGUGGGACGAGCAGUCUUACUACGCACUGGCUGAUUCCUCCGAAAAGAACCACCGCAAUCUCAUGCGGUGCCUCCGAGAAUAUGACGACAUUUUGAAUCUCAACAUGGGCCAGUUGCUGGAUCGCGAGCUCUGCGCAGGGAUCAGAUCAGAAUCCAGCUCACAAGACGAAGCUUCCUUUACAAUUCCCUCUCAGUCCACGUUCUUUCCGCUUCUAAGCUCUGUCGCGGCGAAGGAGAGUGUGGCUGCAUCGAAUAUUACGGCACUCGAGAAGAGGCAAUGGGUCGAUCCUACAAAGCUUGGCAUUCAAGGCGGCGCACAUGCGAGCAAUAUCAAACGAUACGCCGCCAAGAUGAAAGUGAUGGCGAUGAACAACUCAAAUCACAAGGGUUGGAGCACCAUUGGCAGGAGCAUUGCUCUGGAAAUUUGUGAAGACAUUUUCCAUCGAAUCGAGGCUUUACGGAGUGAAAAGUCCUCACGUCAAAUGAAGGAACGCGCUUUGGUCGACUUGUUUCGCGCCAUGAAGCAACACGGAUACUCCAACGCUAAAUGGUCCACUCCAAAAGAGCAAAAGCAAAUGGUAUCGUUGUUUCAGGUACCAAGCCCACGGAGUCUCUGCGCCGGCUUUGAAAGGCAGACUGUUUACAUAGAAGAAUUCGAGAAGUACUACUUGCGACAUCUUGCAGAGCUGAAGCGAUUUCGAUCAGAGGCUGAAGUCGUUGGUAGCAAGUACAUGAGCCGUCGCGAAACAGAAACUAUGCUCAACUUUAGCGAACACGGAUUGCUAAUGAUCACCCAACAACGUGCUCUGCUUUUCUCUCUCCUCCUUGAUUUGAAUUCUCUCAAGGCCAAAUUUGAAGGUCUAGCAGUUGAUGGCGAUGUACUAUCAUCUCAAGCCACGACAAAGGAGCAAUGGCUGCGUGCCAGUGAGAAGACCUGCACUGCGGUCGAGAAUCUGCAACAGCUAGAGCUGCUACUAAGACUUUCUGAAGCUGUCUUGUCUACUUCCAAGCAGAAGAAGUGGGUUAGUAGCACUGCCGAAACGCUCAAAUCUCACUGCAACCAACUGGGCGAUGCUACCCUGUCUCUUCCCGCGCUCCUCACUACAAAAGAUAUUGCUCGGGUGAAAGACUUCCACAGUUCAGUUGAGAAAGCCAUGUCAGUGUGUGCUAUUUGUCAAGACCAGAACUCCUCGCUCAGAUGUGUCCCGAAAGAUGCGAUCGAUGAGUGCUAUUGUCACUUGAAAGAGGCUGCAUCCGCUCUGAAAGGAUGCAUGGAGGCAUGCGGAGAACUCCCCAUGGAAUACGAAAGUAGCAGGUCCAAUGACCUUGUUGAUUCAAUUUCGAAUGCGGUCAAAGCCACGCUCUUGUCUGUUCAAGAGACGCAAGUGGUGUUGAAGUGUGCUGAAGCAGCGAGUGACGACACAUCGAAAGAAGGAGACAAAGAGGCGGUCUUGUGGGCCUGUCACACGAAUGCGUCCAAAGAAUGGGCCAAGGUCGGGCUCAAAGGCCUUAGAAAGUGUCUCGAUGUUGUUCUGGCUAAAACCGACGCUUUCGCCGACAUGCAGCAAAUACCACAGCUUCUUUCAGACCUGGGUGCGAUGGGUCAGAUGGCCUACGCUGUGUUUGAGGAUAGAUUGCACAAGUAUGUCCAAUUCUGCCGCGAUACUGCAAAGUUCCACUACGUUCUGCUUAGAGUCUUUCGAGUUUUGGUGUCAAAAGGCUAUUGCUCUGACGAAACAAGCAGCGACGACGAAGAAGGCGGCGAUGGCAAAGGGCUUUCCUUUGAGGAGAAGGAUGGCACUGGUAUGGGCGAAGGCGAUGGAGCCCAAGAUGUUACUGAUCAGUUAGAGAACGAGGAGCAGCUGUUGGGACUUGAGGGCGACAACGAUAAACAGGAACAAAAUGCCAACAAAGAACGGCAAGAGUUAAACGAAGAAGAGGCGGAAAAAGGAAUGGAAAUGGAAGGUCAAUUCGAUGGCGACAUGUUUGAUAUGCCAGACAAACAAGAGACUAAUGACAAUGACAACAGUGAUGAUGAUCAAGAGGAGGAGGAAGAAUUGGAUCGGGAAAUGGGGCUGGAUGAAGAUCCAAACGAACAAGUUGUCGACGAGAAGAUGUGGGGCGACAGUGAUGAUGAAGAGGAUGUUGACCAAGGCGACGAAAAAUUCGAAAAAAAUAGCAGCAUGAAGGGCGCACAAGAGGAGGAUCAAACGCGUACAAGGGAGGACGAAGAAGGGGCCCCAGACGAUAAACACGACGACGAAGGCUCGCCCGAACAGCCAAGGCCGGACACUGCAGAUGCCACCGCAGAGAACGACAACGCAUCAGACUGUGACGUCAAUGAAGAUUUUGAGGAUAACUACGAAGAGAAUCACGGAGUGGAUGUCCGCGAAGAGCCCAAAAAUGAUCCACACAACGAGGAGGAUGACCCAAUGCAGCUGGACGAUGAUCUACAGCUUGACGGGGAGGACGGAGAGGAUCAAAAGGACGAGGAAGAUGCUGCUGCCAUGAAUGAUGCACCCGAUGACAAUGUAGAGGGCGGAGAUGACGACAACGUCGAGGGUGAGGAUGACCAAGGUGACAUGCAACAGGAGGAGGACAAUUUGGCGGAAGAGGAGAAUGAUGACAACGCUCAGGUUAGCAACGCUGCUGUGGCCAUUGAUGCAGAGGAAACAGCCGACGACGAUGCGGAGAACCCCGAGAACCAAGACCCGGAUCAAGAGAAUCCACCUCUCGAAGCCCCGCCUCAACCCGCCAACGACCAAGCUGGACUGGGCAUAAGAGCCGCUGAUGGUCAGGAUGCUUGUCAAGAUACUGGCGCGGAGGAAGACGAGCAGCCCGAAGAAACUGUUGGGGAGGACAACGACAAAGAAGAGGCUGGCGGCGCAAGUGAGGCCGACCAACAGCAACCAUCGCAAGGAGGAACGCGCGGUGAAGGCGACAACGGCGAAGAACGAGGAGAGGAUGGAGAGGACUCGGGCGAGAGCCCUGCUAUCAACGAAGUUCCAAACCCAUUCAAAAAUCCAGGAGACGCUACUCGAUUUUGGCAUGAGAAAUUGAACAUGGUCGAUUCUCAGGCUCCAGAGGAAGAUGAGUUUAAUAGUGGUGACAAUCGGGUCGAAGACGACCAAAACCCAGCUGGUGAAUAUGAGUAUGCCCCGAAAGAUCAAGACGGGGCAACAACGCAGGUAUUAGGGGCGGUUGCGGAGGACGAAGCUGUUGAGCUUGAGCAACAAGAUAAAACAAAUCGACAAGACAAGGGUGAAGAGAAACAAGAAAGGCAACAGGAGAAAGCAAAUCGUUCAGAGCCACGAUCUGAGAGUCGGCGGCAAAAGUCAAAUCAGGAAUCGAAGGGUCCGAAAAAGGAAGAGAUGAAACAAGAGGAGGAGGAGGAGCAACCAAACGCUGAAGAAACAGAUGGAGGCCUUGACAACAACGAGACUAUUAAGGAUGAUGCUACCGAGGACGAAGAGGGAAACGACGAUGACAAUGACAUUUCCAUGGAUGAUGGAGAGGAUGUUGGCAAUCGGGUUGUAUCUGACAUGUCUCGUUUGGACAUUGAGGAAGAAUUGCCCAGUAGCUCCAACUUGGAUGCGGCAAUCGUUGAAGAUGAGCAAGUGUCCGGAAUAAGCAGUGCGGAAAUCUUGGAGUCUCGCAAAAAGUGGGCGCAAAUUCACGGGGAGACAAACAGCUUGGCGCUGCGCCUUUGCGAGAAACUGAGGCUUGUCAUGGAGCCACUGGUCGCUUCAAAGCUAAAAGGGGACUACCGCACUGGAAAGCGCAUCAACAUGAAGCGUGUUAUUGGUUACAUCGCAAGUGGAUACAGAAAGGACAAAAUAUGGCUGAAACGGACCAAACCAUCGAAGCGAAACUACAGGGUGCUGCUUGCCGUCGACGACUCGGAGAGCAUGUUAAAGGGCGGUACAGGCGACGUGGCACUUCGAGCUUUGGCCACGCUAGCAAUGGGGAUGAGUCAACUGGAAAUCGGAGAGCUGGGUGUAGCAAGCUUUGGCGAUGACAUGAAACUUCUGCACAAUUUCAACCAACCUUUCACAUCAGAGAGCGGCAUCAACGUGGUCCAAAACUUUGGCUUCAACCAACCCCGAACCCGAACCGCUCUGUGCGUCCAGAGUGCCCUGUCAGUUUUGGACGAACAGAGCGAUUCUGCAUCUGUUCAGCUCAUGUUCUUGAUCAGCGAUGGCCGCAUUGAACGCGAUAGCCGCACAACACUUCGACGACUGAUUCGUGAAAUGAUGGAGCGCAACAUCUUGUUGGCUAUGAUCAUUGUGGAACCCGACCGGGAGAAAGGCGAAGGGAAGAAAAACGACAGUAUCGUGAACAUGAAGGAAGUCACCUUCGAGAAAGGAAAACCCAAAAUGAAGCGCUUCAUCGAGGACUACCCGUUUCCUUACUACCUCAUACUGGAUGACAUCCGGGCUCUACCCGAAGUGCUCGGCGAUGCCCUGAGACAGUGGUUUGAGAUGUUGGCACAGCAGCAAGAAAGCACCUAG